This is a messenger RNA of Mercenaria mercenaria, 2178 nucleotides long. RefSeq lists its product as uncharacterized. The coding region runs from base 59 to 1438 and encodes 459 amino acids. The transcript is spliced from 2 exons. The record is from RefSeq and is a predicted model, not a curated record. NCBI's taxonomy places the organism in Eukaryota, Metazoa, Mollusca, Bivalvia, Venerida, Veneridae.
GCCUAAAUGCUCGACAGGUACACUUAAUUCUUCCUCCAGAUUGAUUUAUACUAUAAAAAUGGACGUUUUAACUAAACCUGUAACAAUUGUGUUUUUAAUUUGUAUAUUUUGCAUGAAUGGACUUUCAGUGCCUUUUCUGGAAAUUGCUGGGAAAGGCUUUGACAUAUAUGAUUUAACAAAAAAUGUGCUUGAGACGCUCGGGAUUUUGGACGAAGAAAGUCCUGUAGAAAAGGAAGAGUUAGACAGUCUAUUAAAUGAAAUCGACGAAAGGAUUAAUUCUGCAAAAUAUGAUAUAAAUACCAACAUACUAAUUCAAUCAAGGCUUCAGAUUGUUGAUGACGCUGUAAUUAUUUUUCGUAGCCUUCUGAUAGACCUAGAGAACAUUCUACAACCACAAACAGCAGAAAAUCGAAUGAAAUGUAAAAAUACCUUCCUAUCGCGGUUUGAAAACGAAGAUGCAAUUACGCACAUCAGAUUCUUGCCCGAUCUUUUAUCGUAUCAAAUUCCCGGAACGUCUGCACCACUUGCUGACCUUUUCGCUGACCUUACUAGAUGUAACAUGACAGCACUUGAGGAAUUUAAAUGGUAUUAUAGAAAACUUGUAUCAGAUGGAAUGGCUCUUCAGAUGACACAACUGCAACUCGUACAGUCGCCGUUACUGAACAAAACGUUAGAACGAUGGGUCAAGCGAAACGAAGAUUUGGAAAGGACAUUUGUAACGCGCACAAAUGCGUGCAUGAAUAAAUUUGCUAUAUAUGCUGACGAAGAUAUAAGACUUGCUACAGAUGCUCAAUUAUUAUGGAAAAGCAAUAACAUGAGGUAUGCCUGGAAAAUAAAUGAUGUAAUUUUCUUAAAGCCAUUUGGGACUUUUCAAUUUUUAUACACAAAAAGUGUAGGGAAAGAAUUAUUUUUCAGCAGAGGAAGGAGCAAUAAAAUCGUAAUAUUUACGGAAAAAAAUGAUACUUGUUCUCAAAAUGCCACCUUAGAAAAUGCAAAGAGUGCACUGAAAUCUGCGAUUAUCAGCGACAGAGAUGAAAAUGCGGCCAAACAUGUUGGUAUAGCAGCUGAAAAUGUUUUUCGGGAACAAGGGUAUAUCAUCAGAGCACUUCUAGUCUACUUCAAUGGAGAAGAAUUUGCUGAGGAAAACGUUAUUGUAGACAACGCGUCUUCUGUGAUUCAAAUCUCGAUUGACAAAGUCCAGCUUACGUAUUGUUCCUCGUGGGGUGUCAAGUGUGCUUUGGAUCCCGGAGGUGCGUUUGGCGCAUUAAAAAAUGUCGAAGGAUCAAUGAAGGUUUAUGCAUAUGUUGCGAAAGAUGAUGGAAUAUUGCAUGUUAAAGAAAGAGAAUAUAAAACAAACGGUGCAAAUGGAGUCAGAGCGACAUUUUUGAUACUAUUUUGUUAUUUGAGCCUUCGUUUGAUUACAAUAACGUCUGAAUAAAUAUAUACAACUACAAAUGAUAAUAAUAGGAAAGGUAGAUUUUUCGGAAGCACAGUACACCACAAACACAGACUAAGAGCAACGCAUUUGAAAAGUAAACCAACAACAAAAGAAGCUGUAACGGAAAAAUAUUAAAAUGGAUUGCUUCAAAAAUCCAACAAGUACAUAUUUCUUUUAUGUGAAAUAUAGACAGAAAAGGAGGGGGAAGGGAAGGGGUAGAAAGGGAAAUGGGGGAGGGCGUUGAAGGGAAAGUAGAACAAGGAUAGAUAUACAAAGGGCAUGCAACGUUCUUAAAUCAGUUACACUACAACGUUAACCACAGUAGUGCAGACAUUCCUGUACCAAAGACACAUACACACAGCCACACACGACAACCUAACAUAGAUAUAUAAUCAGACAAGUAAGAUAUAACAACACUGUAGGACACCACCCAAGACAUACAAACGUACAAGCACACAAACGCACAUAUAUAAGCAGGAAAAUCUAAAAAACAAAAGCAAAAACAAAACCCCCCAAAACAAUACACCAUAUAAUACAAGGCACUGAUACAUGACAAGUAAAUAUGUUAAUAUUCUUAUAUUCUUUAUGUAAAUAGAUACUAACCAGAACAGAGAUUAUUCUAUUUAAUAUUCCCCAUGUAAGAUUUCAUGUUUGCAAGCACAUUAUUGAAUUGAUAUUUGUGAUAUGUGUAUUACUUUUGUGUGAAUAAGAUGUGUAUGGGCCGGUGGCCUACAUUUCAC